UUACAAUCAUGGGAAAGUCCUGUGUCACUUGCACUCUACAUCGAUCGUGGUUCAUCAGGAGCUUUACAAUAUCUCUUGGACUUGCAUCGAUGUAAUCGAACCAUCGCAGAGAAGCUCUCCGUUCACGUGGUCUAUCAGUUGGCAGCAUUUCAAGACAGAUGUCAGCCUCUUCAGGUUCUUAAACGACCCAUAUCCUGCGCCAAUUUCACGUCACUAUACAGUUCAGUGCCUGAAUUUUCAACUGUGAUGUCCAAUUUAGAGAAGAAUUUCCUGAACACGAUGAUUCCACCGUUUGGUAUCUAUCCGAUAAAUGUUAUGCGAAACGUCGCCAGACGUGGAGCACCGUCAAAUUUUCAUUUGAUCAGUGACAUUGAAAUGGUUUUUAGUACCAAUUUUGCUCAUCAAGCCAGGAUUUUAGCAAAUGUACAUAUUCGGCCGAAAUCGAAAAAGCUGAUUGUGAUAAGAAGAUUCGAAAUCGAGUCAGGCGUCGAACUGCCACGCAACCACACAGCCCUCAGAGCGCUUAUCGACGCUGGACAAGCUCAUGAGUACCACCAUAAGUUGUUCCCGGUAGGUCACACUAUCGAGGCGUUAUGGGAAUGGUUCAAGCGUUCCAAGGAAAACCCCGAGCCCUUUGUGUGGGAAAUCCCUUACAAAAAUCCUAUGUGGGAGCCGCAGUUCAUCAUGAGCGCAGGAGAUCCGUUCAGUGAGGAGACUAUGCCGACUCGUUUACGGGAUCAGCAGGCAUUGACUUACGAGCUGUGUCGUGCCAACUACACCUUCUUGCUGGCAUCGCAACUCUUCAAUGUUCAUCGUGGUGUUAAAAGAUCUGCGACAUGCUUCGACAAAGCUGUCGUCCAGCACCAAGUCCGAUUCAGAUACAGUGCCUUCAUCAGGUUCAAACGGCGAAUCGACAUGGAGUAUCCGAAAACACUCAAACGAUGUAAAAAGUUUACAAUGUAA
Molecule: messenger RNA, 963 nt
Organism: Ostertagia ostertagi
Lineage: Eukaryota; Metazoa; Nematoda; Chromadorea; Rhabditida; Trichostrongylidae
Source: the annotation of a GenBank genome assembly